UCCUCGAUCGCGCGGCGGCCUAUUUCAUGGCCUCACCCUGCACCGCUCCACCCCACACAGCCCCUACGCCCUCGCAAGUUGCAACUCGGAAGCGCCGCCGCCAGUCCGCCGGAACCGACCUCGCCGAUCGAUUCGCUCCUUCUCCCACCAUCAAUGGCGCCCGCAAAGUCCUCUGUCUUGCUCGACGUGAAGCCGUGGGGCGACGAGACCGACAUGGCCAAGCUCGAGGAGGCCGUGCGUGGCGUGGCCAUGGAGGGACUCACCUGGGGCGCAUCCAAGCUCCUUACCGUCGGGUACGGGAUUAAGAAGAUGCAGAUCAUGCUCACCGUCGUCGACGACCUUGUCUCCGUCGACAGCCUCAUCGAGGACCACCUCUGCGCCGAGCCGCUCGACGAGUACGUGCAGAGCGCCGACAUUGUCAGCUUCAACAAGAUAUGAAAAUUCCUCGUCUCGUGCGCAAGCGGCCGAUGGCGGAAAGCAGCAGCACAAGAUCACCUAGUUUCGUUUUUUGAUUAUCGAGUUGUUCUUAGUAAUAGUUGGUCGUAGUUUUGUUGAUCUAGAUUUGUUGCAAUAAUAAGUAAAAAAAGAUUCGUUGCAAUACUGUAUCGCGG
Messenger RNA from Lolium perenne, 611 nucleotides. RefSeq names its product elongation factor 1-beta. Gene Ontology annotation, molecular function: guanyl-nucleotide exchange factor activity; translation elongation factor activity. The record is from RefSeq and is a predicted model, not a curated record. Lineage: Eukaryota; Viridiplantae; Streptophyta; Magnoliopsida; Poales; Poaceae. Gene Ontology annotation, biological process: translational elongation. Gene Ontology annotation, cellular component: eukaryotic translation elongation factor 1 complex; cytosol.